Pogonomyrmex barbatus (red harvester ant) is the source of this 849-nucleotide messenger RNA. RefSeq lists its product as uncharacterized. The record is from RefSeq and is a predicted model, not a curated record. Lineage: Eukaryota; Metazoa; Arthropoda; Insecta; Hymenoptera; Formicidae.
CAAUAUGUUCGCCUAGAUAAAUGUAAUUAAUCAAAAGUUGCAGAGUUGCAGUAGCAAUGCGAUAAGGAGAAUCGUUCAAUUUAAUUUAAAAUUCUAUCAAAUUUUUAAGCAUAGCGAAAAACAGCCGCGAUAAUACGACAGAUCACGUGUCAUUAAUGACUUGAACGUAUCUGUGUAUCAAUAUUGGCAACACUGUUGGCGGCAAGUUAACUACGAAAAUCGUAGUCAUUUUCCUUUGAAUUUUACUUCUUUUCACACUAUCUGCGUUAUGGAUGAAUCGCGGAAUCUGUAAUUAGGAUCUGUAAUUAGGAUUAUUAUCUAAUUUAUCGAGAUGUCGAAGAAUUCUUACAACGAGAUGAUUCAACAGAUCAAUGAAGCGCAAAUGCAGCUGAAAAUCAGACUCGAACAAGUAUCGAAGCUGCGAACUGAUUGUGCGAAGCUUCAACUGGAAUUAUUGAAACUGUAUAAGCCUGAAUGUUUGGAGAUACUGGAAAUGUUGAAGAUUUUCGAGUCCGUGGACUCCUUCGGUAGCAAUGACGACAACGUUAUGAAAAUGAUCGAAAAGCGCGACAAUGAUCAGGGUAACGAAGUCCUUCGCACGGAUGAAGACGUAUCGAGGAAAUCUACGACGUAACAGCAGACAACUCAAGACAAGGCCAGUGAAUAUCAGUCGGAAUAACUCCUCAUAAAUCCGAUCCGACAUUGAUGGCAAAACUCAUUCGAACUUAAUAUUAAAACUUAUCGUAAAAACUCAUUAACUUUAAAAUUAGAUUAAAGUAAAAAGAGAUGCUAAAAGCAGAAAGAGAUAAGCAACAAAAUUCUGUGAAAUAAAAAUCGCCCUCGUGGAAC